AUGACUUCCCGUGUCACAGUUCAACAGGUUAUGGGCCGCACUUCGGCUUAUAUUAAUCUUACUUCCUCUGAAAAACUCACUCCUCUCAACUAUCAUGUCUGGGCUACCAAAAUUCUUUUGGGUCUUCGUGCUAUGAAUAAUGGUGUCCACCUUUAUGUCGAAGCUGGUACUGUCAAUCCAGCUGCCAAUGAAUCCCUUGAAGACCUCACCGCCUCGCUUGAUACCGUCGUCCAUGAUGUCAUCCUCAACAAUAUUUCUCCUGAGUUGAUCGAACAUUCAACUCCAACCCGCCGAUGUCAUCUCACUUAUGAAAUCCUCUAUGCUGGCAAUAUUGAUGUUGGUCCAAAGUUUGUUUCUUCUGUUCGUUCAUAUGUUGCUACCUGGCGUUCCAUCUACCAAUCAUUGUCGCCUGAUUCGGUCAUGGCCUUCAACGCUUUGGCUUCAAUGGGUCCCAAUUGUGAGCGCUUCAUCCAGUAUGCCUUGGAGCACCGCUUUGAUAGUAACAACAAUACUGACAACCUUGAUAUUAACAACUUCAUCCGGAACACUGAUAAAUGGGCCAAGUUGUUGAAGAUUACUGGACCCCCUGCUACUCUUUCGACUGAAGCGUUCGUUGCUUCAUCAAAGAAGUACAAUAACAAAUCUAAGGGUGAUGGUAUCAAAUGUUUCCGUUGUAAGAGGCGUGGUCAUACUUCCAACAAUUGUCAUGUCUCUUGGGAAGAGGUUCAGGCUGCUCGCCAAGAUAAUAAGGAUGACAAGGAAUCUAAGGAGGCUAAAACCUCAAGAGGUUGGUUUGCUGAGACUAUUGAUGAAUUUUCUGAGAUAGUUGAUGAUUGUUGA
Magnusiomyces paraingens is the source of this 840-nucleotide messenger RNA. RefSeq lists its product as uncharacterized. The transcript is spliced from 2 exons. Lineage: Eukaryota; Fungi; Ascomycota; Dipodascomycetes; Dipodascales; Dipodascaceae. Gene Ontology annotation, molecular function: zinc ion binding; nucleic acid binding. Bases 1 to 840 code for a protein of 279 amino acids. The record is from RefSeq and is a predicted model, not a curated record.